Linnemannia hyalina is the source of this 390-nucleotide messenger RNA. Lineage: Eukaryota; Fungi; Mortierellomycota; Mortierellomycetes; Mortierellales; Mortierellaceae. The record is from the annotation of a GenBank genome assembly.
AUGUACUAUAAAAACAAGCAUGGCAAGAUAGCUACUCUCCAUUGGCCCCGAGACUUGGUGCUGACGUCGGAAGCUGGGUCCUUGAAGGCCGAACGUGACAUCCGAGAGUCUUUGACUUUGUACUCUCACGAGGACGCUGCCAAGUCUCUCAAAGCCAAGAGCAAGAGGGACAUUGAUCUGUACCGCAAGGGAGUUGAUGCCAUUGAGAAUGAGUGGAAAGAGGGCACAAAAGCCCGUUAUUUACUAAAUGACCCGUCGAUCGGACAAGCCUUCAGCACCAUUAACAAACUCAAGGCCCGAACUGACGAAGAGGUCCCGAGAACCCGUGAUGAACGAUACCUUUUGUUCAUGGACAAUACCGAUGACUUGAACACACCAGACAUAUCUUGA